GUCGUACCCGGAUGUAGGUAAGACUUAUUACCCACAAACCGGGCCUCCCGCGACGUCACUUCCGGUAGGAUUGUUUGCACCUCGCGCACCAACCUCCCAUCCCAUCCAUCAUAUCUCCAGUUUCAGUGAAGGUUUUAUACUGAGCAGGCAACCAUGGCCAACCAACAGAUGGAUAUCUUAUCAGCGGUGUUGGAGCAGUCGGCCAAACUGAUGGAGGAGCAGGUGGAUGCCCAGUUGAACAAACUGAGUGAAAUGGAUGAAGAUGAAUUGGACAAACUGAAGGAACGGCGAUUGGAGGCACUCAAAAAAGCCCAGAAACAGAAGCAGGAGUGGUUGUCUAAAGGCCAUGGGGAGUACAGAGAAAUCUCAAGUGAGAAGGACUUUUUCGGCGAGGUGAAGGAAAGCAAGAAUGCCGUCUGCCACUUCUACAAAAGUUCCACCUUCAGAUGUAAGAUCUUCGACAAACAUCUGGCCAUCUUGGCAAAGAAGCACGUUGAGACCAAAUUUAUCAAACUGAAUGUAGAAAAGGCCCCAUUUCUGACGGAGAGGCUGCGCAUCAAGGUCAUUCCCACUCUGGCUUUGGUGAUAGAUGGAAAAACAAAGGACUACGUGGUUGGAUUCACUGACCUGGGAAACACAGAUGAGUUUUCCACAGAGAUGCUUGAGUGGAGGCUUGGCUGCUCAGGUGUUAUUAACUACAGUGGUAACCUGAUGGAUGCCCCCACAGCAGGGAAGAAAUCGGGCUCAAAGAUAACGAAAGUGGAGAAGAAAACCAUCAGAGGCCGAAGUAACGACUCUGAUUCUGAUUCUGGAGACGACUGAAAUACGCUGAUGCUCAUCUGGUUUCCUCUCGGGGCUACAUCUUAAAAAAGAAAUGUCAAGCAAACAGCCUGCUUUCAAUUCCAACCAUUUAAACUUGGAUCCCUCCUUGAGCUUGUGUGGUUUAAUGCCUAUAAUGUGCUGAAAUUUGACCUGCUUAUUGUCAUGAUAAACUUAAUGUAAACAGCCAUUUCUACCGUGCUUUGCCAGGAUGAAUUAACACAAGACAAGUGAAACAUUUGGACUCCAAUGAACAUGCAUUUCACGAAAAACAGCACACAUUAGAUUAUAGAUGUUUCACUGAGCCAUGGCUCUAGUCAUCUAUCACAUGUCUCUCACUGUGUUGCUGUUGAUUUUGUCUUUACUUUAAAAUUCAGAAAGUUUUCUCUUGAAUAACAAGUGUGCUCAUUUAGUUUUUCUCCUGUUUAUUUCAUGUGUUUUCUUGGCUCUGUGUGUCUCAUGUUAGAACAGAAACCAUUAAUGAGUUAGUCAUGUGAGUGCCAAGAUUAUCUUCCAGCAGCAGAUUACAUUUUCACACCUGACACUUCCUUGUAGCAAGAGUCUCAACCAAUCCAGAGUUAAUAAAGUGUAAAAGGAA
This is a messenger RNA of Pleuronectes platessa (European plaice), 1417 nucleotides long. It is a transcript of the gene txndc9, whose product is annotated as thioredoxin domain containing 9. NCBI's taxonomy places the organism in Eukaryota, Metazoa, Chordata, Actinopteri, Pleuronectiformes, Pleuronectidae. Bases 154 to 822 code for a protein of 222 amino acids. The record is from RefSeq and is a predicted model, not a curated record. Gene Ontology annotation, cellular component: cytoplasm. Gene Ontology annotation, biological process: microtubule cytoskeleton organization. The transcript has 5 exons.